Molecule: messenger RNA, 4212 nt
Organism: Rhineura floridana
Lineage: Eukaryota; Metazoa; Chordata; Lepidosauria; Squamata; Rhineuridae
Gene: CKAP4
Product: cytoskeleton associated protein 4
Exons: 2
Coding region: 1008-2714 (568 amino acids)
Cellular component (GO): rough endoplasmic reticulum
Source: RefSeq, a predicted model, not a curated record
CCCACACCAUUGGAGAUUGCUGGUUGGGACUAGGAAUUGGGGGUCCAACAUAAUCUGGGAGAGUCACGGGUUCCUCCUCCUCCUGGCUUCAGUCUAUACUGGAAUUCUAUUGUUUUUAAUGUAGUAUUUUAAAAUUGUUGUAAUCCGCCUUGAGGCGAAGGGUAAUAAAUUAUAAGUGUGGUGGUAGUGAUCUAGUGAAAUUAGAAACGAAGCCAUUCAAUACAAGUAAACUUUUCGUCUGCAAUUUUAUGCGUAUUUAUCUAGGAGCAAACUUCCACGCGAGACUUACUUCCGAGUAAACCUUCACAGACCCGACGCGCAGGGCUGCAGCUCCCCGCACGCUUCCAUGGGAGACAAACAUCCCACUGAAGAAUGUGGGGCUUACUUCCGAGUAGCCAUGCAUCGGAUAGGCGGGAAGUUAAGUCCCACGAAACAAAAAAAAAGGGGGGGAAUAACCAAGUGUGCCUAGGAACGGCGUGUAAAACCCCUCCGGCGAUUCGCUCCAUGUGGUUUAAGGACGGAAGCAAAGCUUUUCCUUCCAGCCGAGGCCUCCCUACCCCCCCCCGGUUGUGCUUAAAAUGGAAGCCAUUUCAGGACGGUGGCGGCAGAAUAAAGGGGGAUGAGACGCCUUUCGUAUGUAGAUUACUGUAAAACUGUAAUCCUCCAGGAAAUGCUGACAAUUCUCCUCAGAUCUGUCCAGGACUGCUUUUCUCUUGGUGCGCGUGGCAACCCACUCUCCCACCCCACCCCUGGAGUUAAGGAACUCGAGAGGCGGUGCUGGAAGGACGGCAGGGCGGGGAUGAAGAAGUCCGCUCGAAUCCCCUUCUCUCCCUCUCGCCUCAGUGCCUGGGAUUGAAUGGAGAGGCCAAGUUAAGGUUGGGUUCAGUCUCUCUCCACUCCUGCCUUUCGCGCCCACGUUGUUAAAAAGUAUCCACGUUCCAGCAGCAGCAUCGGCUCGCUCGGGUUGUUUGUGGAGAAAGCAAGCAAGCAAACCCGCCAAGACCAGCAUGUCUUCAGCCAAACAGAGGAGCAACAAGGGUGGCAGCGGCGGCAACAGCAGCUGCCCGUCCGAAAAGGGAGCCCAUUCCAGUCUCCCAGAUGACGUGGCAAAGAAGCAGCAGCAAAAUCAGGCUCACUCCAAGGGGAGCAAAGGAGGCUCCUCGGCUACGGGAGGAGGCAAAUCUGCCGCCGCCGCCGCCGCCGCCUCCUCUUCCUCCGGCAGCCUGGGCAAAAUCUUUAACUUUCUCUUGUCCCUCGCUUUCUUAGCAGCGGCAGCGCUCUCGGGCUUCUAUAUACAUCGCCUCUCGGGAGAGAUGAACCAGAUCAGCCUCAGGCUGGAAGGCUUCGGUAAGCAGCGAGAGGAGUUGGCCCGCAGCUUGGAAGGGGCUGUGCAAAAGGUGCAGUCUCUUCAGUCUGCAUUUGGAGGUUUUGAAUUGACCCUGAAAAAUGCUCAGCAGAAACAAGAAGCCACUGACAAGGUUGUCAGGCAAGGGGAGAGUGAGAUCAAUCGCAUUAGUGAGGUCCUUCAGAAACUCCAAAACGAAAUCCUAAAAGACCUGUCUGAUGGUAUCCACGUUGUAAAAGAUGCCAGAGAACGAGAUUUCACAUCGCUGGAGAACACUGUGGAAGAAAGGCUGACAGAAUUAACCAAGUCUAUAAAUGACAAUAUUGCUGAAUUCACAGAUGUUCAGAAACGGAGCCAAGAUGAAAUAAAUGAAGUGAAAAUGAAGGUGGCUUCACUUAGUGAAACAGAGGCUUUCAAGCAUGAACUUCAGGUUUUGAAAGGUGUUGUCAAUGAGAUGCAAACGUCCAUGAAAGUAAAAGAGAAGACCAUAGAGUCACUGCAAAGUACAAUAGAUUUGAUGGAGUCAGAUGUGUUGUCUGAAGUCAAAGAACUCGUCAAUCUCAAGCAGGAGCAUGAAAAGUUCAAAGAAGCGGCUGAUACAGAGCACCUUUCAUUACAAGCUUUGCAAGAGAAAGUUCUUAGAGCAGAAGAGGCAAUUGAACAUCUCCCUGGUGAGCUUAAGAGAGUCAGCGAAGAUCUGAUGCACAUCAAGUCUUCUUCUAAUGUGCAAGAAGGUGAUGCACUUUCCAGUGACAUCACAGAAACUCUGCAAAAGAACAAUGAAGGAUUUGAAUCCAAGUUCAGGUCCAUAGAGGAGACCCUUCAGGCUUUGAAGUCAUCAUCUACUGAAGGAAUGGAAUCUCUUCUCUCCAGGUAUGACAGCAAACUAGCUACUUUAGAGGAAAGUCUAGGCUCUCUCGGUGGUACACUAGAGAAUGAUGUGCGCUCACUGACGGAUACUGUAAGGAGCCUUAGUGAAGCUCAGCUCUCAAUGUACAGUGAUGUCGAUGAAUUAAGGAGGAGUGUGAGUGACUUACAAGACAAUGCCCAUGCACUUGAUAACAUCCAGAAACAAGUUCGCACUUUGCUGGAUCACGAGAAGCCUCAAAUGGAUGCUGGGCAUUCCACAGAUCAUCUAGAAGAACUGUCUUCUGUAAAACGUUCUGUUGAUGAGCUGCGAUCUUCUCUUGGCCAGAUUGAAUCUGACUUAAAAAUGCUCCGGACUGCAGUUGAUAGUUUAGUUGCUUACUCUGUGAAAAUAGAAACCAAUGAGAAUGAUGUGCAGUCAGUGAAGAGCUCAUUAGAUGACCUAAGGAAUGAGCUAGACAGGUUGUUCAUGAAAGUGGAAAAGAUACAUGAAAAGUUUUAAGUAUCCAGUGUAAAGCAUGUAUAACUAUUGAACUGCAAAAAACAAACAAAAUAGCUUUUAUAGGCCAAAGAGUUUUGUUGCUGUUGUUGGGAGAAGUGGAAUAUUGGUGGGUUUGAAACUAAAAUCUGUUGAUGCAUCUCUAAAAAUCAUAACACAUUCCAGUUAGACCCCAUAAUUAUUUUUUGUUCAAAUUUCUAGGACAAAUUGUUUAGUUUCUGCUGUUUAAUCCAUAGUGCAGGAGAAGGAAGGCAAGUUAUGAAAAUUGUUGCCUUGUACCUUUGACAAACAUGGGGGUUCUGUUAUGCACAGGGCUGCCCCAUAUAUUUGAUCGAAGGAAGCAGACUUGCAUGUGCCUGGCUUGGCACAUGUAGAUCUACUUCUUCCAUUGAAAUAAAGCAGCCAGUGCAUGCAAGAGCCCUGUGUGCAUAGCUAAGUGUGCACAGGGCUCUGUUCAUUGUUAACAAGAAAGUGCUUACAUGGAGAAGAACGGUGCAAUCAAAUUCGGGGUUUGGGUUCCCAAAAUUCUGUGAUGAGGCUACUUUGCAGCUCUUAGAAAAAGUAUUGCUAUUCCAUAGCAAAAACCAAAGAGCACACAUUGUUUACUAGUGCUUUUCAGUUCGUAGUACAUAAGAAUUGGUAAUAAUGGAUAGAACUUUGCCAUCAGCUAUUCUUAGGGCCAUUUCUAUUUUUUAGGCUGGAUUGAUUUUCAUCUGUGAUGUCCUGAUUCAUUCUGUAGAUAGCUGUAGGAACCAAGUCAGGGCGAUGAAACCAGCUAAAUACAAACAUGCCAUUCUGAUAUGCAGGCCAAAAAGGGCCAGUGAACGCAGAAUUGUUUCCAAAUGAAAUUCUUUUUAACAUAUCCUGUGCAGUGGCAAGGUAUAAUUAGCAUUACUAUGAUUUCCACAUGAAGUGCCUGAUCUUAUUCUUGACUUUGAUGAAACAGAACUGGACCUUAGACUGGUUUUUAAAAAAACUUUGAGUGUGGGCAAUUGUUGAAAGAAUGAGAAGUAUUAAAAAUUAUUGUUCAUUUUUAAGAACCACUGAACUCUACAACUGACUGGGUCCUUGUUUUACUUCCUUUAGAAAAUGCCUGCAUUUGGUUUUUCACUUUUUUAAAAAAAUUAAAUGUUUAGGAGGGUACCUAAUCAUAGGAGGCUUUUUUACUUUAUUUUUUAAAAAAUUAUCUAUACCUAUAGACUUCUUCACAUACAAAGUCUUUAACAUUUAUUUUUGGAAAUAGCACAGCAGCUGAGAUAAUGGAGGUGGAUGAGAUGUUUGGCCACCUCUGAUGUUAACGUGUGUUUUCUGAACUGCUAGCAAGGUACCUUAAAGCCUUAAAAAUCAAGAAGGAUGCACUGUAUUGAGAUCAGCUGUUACAUUCCUAAGCUACUCUUCACUGACCUUCCUUGUAUGAGUCUUGAACAACUGUAUAGUUGACUGUGAAAUUAACUUUUCCUGGUGUCUGUAAUGCCUAAUAAACCAUUAGAGCGUCAGUUAA